Ictalurus punctatus (channel catfish) is the source of this 4853-nucleotide messenger RNA. It is a transcript of the gene gcgra, whose product is annotated as glucagon receptor a. The record is from RefSeq and is a predicted model, not a curated record. Gene Ontology annotation, cellular component: plasma membrane. Gene Ontology annotation, molecular function: gastric inhibitory peptide receptor activity; glucagon receptor activity; peptide hormone binding. Lineage: Eukaryota; Metazoa; Chordata; Actinopteri; Siluriformes; Ictaluridae. The transcript is spliced from 14 exons. Bases 526 to 2070 code for a protein of 514 amino acids. Gene Ontology annotation, biological process: adenylate cyclase-activating G protein-coupled receptor signaling pathway; cell surface receptor signaling pathway.
UAAUCUACUCCAGCGUAAUCUAUCACGCUGGUGCGGUGACGUCACAGGGUUCCAAAUAGCCUAGACCUUCCGCCGCGCUCGCGCUUCACUUUGACCGGCGUGUGAGUGUGUGAGUGAGAGAGAGAGAGAGAGAGAGAGAGAGAGAGAGAGAGAGAGAGAGUGAGUGAGUGUGUGUGUAUGUGUGCGCGCGCGUGCGUGCAUGUGCCAGUCAGUGCUCCUGCGCUCAAAGCUGACUCCAUGCUUAAACCCAAACAGUAAAGUCGAAACAUCAAAAUCAACAACAACAACAACAACAACAACAACAACAAAGGUGCUCGGGUGUCCAGAAGUGGAUUAGGAGCUCAUUGUGGCGAUGAAGUUUUUUGGGUGCGGGUGCGACGCGAGGACCCGGGACGCGCGCGCGCAGUGAAAAACGCACGGAAAAAAGAGGCAGUGUGGUGACCACUAAAGGACCCCUAUGAGGUGAUUCCCACCUCAGCCACCCUCAGGCCCCCCACCUAACGUCAGCAGCAGCACGACUAAGGGAUGUCACAGGCGUUUAUUCUGAGCGUGAUCAUUUUCUUCGCCUGCACCCAGGUGUCCUCUGCCUUGUCCAUGAAACUUUUAAUGAGAGAGUGGAUGAAGUACGAAGAGGAGUGUCUCAGGAAUAACAGCGGAGAACCACCAGCCAUGGGUUUCGUGUGUAACAGGACAUUCGAUAAAUAUGCCUGCUGGCCAGAUGGUUUGCCCAACACCACGGUGAGCGUCCCCUGCCCCAAGUACCUGCCCUGGCACACAAAAGUCCAAAAUGGCCUGGUUUAUCUGGAGUGCAUGGCCGAUGGCAAGUGGGCCAAACAGAAGAACGCAAGUGAGUGUGAAACAAACGAUCAGGCCCAGACUGACACGCAAUACUAUUUCAAGAUCCUCAGUAAAUUCAGGAUCGUAUACACCGUUGGUUAUUCUCUCUCACUGGGAGCGCUGGUGCUGGCACUCGGUAUCCUGGUGGCUUUCAGGAAGCUGCACUGCAUGAGGAACAACAUCCACAUGAACCUGUUCGCCUCCUUCAUCCUCCGAGCUGCUGCCAUUUUCAUCAAAGACGCCUUGUUGGAGAGACCCCACAUCAACCCGGGCACCACCACGGACCUCGAGAUGGAGCUGUUCGUCAAGAACGAAGUUUUACAGCCAGAUGUGGGCUGCAGGAUUGGUGUAGUGAUGAUGCAGUACAGUAUCAUAGCAAACAGCCACUGGCUGCUGGUGGAGGGGAUAUACCUACACAACCUGCUGGCUGUCACCGUGCUGACUGAGGGGAACCACUUCAGCAUCUACCUGUGCAUCGGCUGGGGAGCUCCGCUGAUCUUUGUUCUGCCCUGGAUCGUCAUGAAAUACAUCUACGAGAACGAGAAUUGCUGGGAGCAGAACAUAAACAUGGGGUACUGGUGGAUCAUUCGGUCUCCCAUCCUACUGGCAGUGCUGAUCAACUUCUUCAUCUUCAUACGCAUCAUUAAGAUCCUGGUGUCCAAGCUGAGGGCUCACCAAAUGAGAUACUCCGACUACAAGUUCCGGCUGGCGAAGUCCACCCUUACGCUCAUCCCCCUGCUCGGUAGCCAUCUGGUCCUGUUUUCCUUCGUCACCGAUGAGUCUACCUCGAACGGCGCCAUCACCCUGCGGCUCACGAAACUCUUCAUCGACCUCGUCUUCAACUCCUUCCAGGGGCUGCUGGUGGCCAUCCUGUACUGCUUUGUCAACAAAGAGGUUCAGUCCGAGAUCAUGAAGUUCUGGAAGCGCUGGAGGCGGAUGGACAUCGACGAAGACUACCGUCACACCUAUAGCAACACGGCUCAGGUGUCCAACAACAAACACGUCCAAGCCGCUUCCAGCAAGCUGAGGCUGCAGGACGUCUCGUGCUCGAGUUCGGUCGUCUGCACGUCUGAGGAGAAGCAGCUGCUGGCGCUCAACUGCCAUAACGGCACGGACCGCCUGCGCUUCACUUCCAAGGCACCGGGCAGUACCAGCAGCUCCAACGGCACGCCGGCCGAAGAACCGAUGGUGUGCAAUCAAGACCCACGAGGGAGCAUCGAGAGCAACAUGUGAGGACACGUAUGUGUGUGUGUGUGUGUGUGUGUGUGUGUGUGUCAGUGAUUCUCACACACUCUCGGCUCCGAGCCGACGGUCCGAGCGAGCAGCACCGAGAUGGGUUUAAUGUGUAUUUGAGAGUGUGUGCGUGUGUGUGUGUGUGUGUGUGAUGUGUAAGUGUGUGUGAGCACCUCAGUGAUCGCUCGACGCUGGUGUGAGCUGUCCAUCUCAUGUGAGAAGAAAAAAAAAAAGAAAUAUAAAAAGUGUUCGGUUGUAACACACACCGCCACACCGUCAUCACACCACCGCUGCAUCUUCAGCACACGGACCUGAACGGACCUGGGAAGAGAAAAAAAAUACAAAAACCUCAAUGAAACUUACAACACGAACCUCAGACGGACACAGCAACCCGGACUGUACCUUUUCACCUCGGAUAGCGGUCAACGGUCCGGAUCGAUCCGACUGCGGAUCAUGGAUGCUUCGAUGUACAUACCGAAGUGUGAAUGAAGGAGAGGAAAUACAGUACUCGCGUGGGAUCUCCGGUGGUGUUUCCGGGUCCACUCUGACAGGACAGUGGUUCUGAAAGCCAAAUCGCGAUUAUGAACGAUUGCUUAGUAUUUAAAGAAAUGAUUUGUGACCAAGAACGUAAAAAUGAAAUGGACCGUCUCUAGUUUUAUCUUCGAUGUCGUCUUGGAGAACGAAAGGCGCUUCUUUUUUUUUUUUUUUUUUUUUGUCAUUUGUGUAACUCGUCAGGUUUAAUUAUUGCCAUUUUUUUGUUUUGUUUUAAUAUACGGUCUCAAACAGACGAAGAUCUACUCAUGCAGUUCGGAAGGUGUGCCUUUUUUUUUCCCCCCCAGAUGUGUAAAAAAAAAAAAAAAAAAAAAAAAAAACACAACAAAGUCGACCUCACGUGAUUGGUCCCCGUCGGUCAGGUUUGGUUAGUCUAUUAAUCGACAGGUUGCGAGUUCAUUUUUAUUUACGAGACUAACGUAAGCCAAGUAGGAAAUUUUCCCACAGUGAGAGAUAUCAACGGUGCUAUCUUUUCCAGCGAUUUCACAUCUCGCGCCGGCUUUCUAGAAUAUUUCCUGACCCUAAGACGUACGGACCAUACGCUUUCGCAUUCAAGCUGAUAUGAAAAAAGAAAGUAACUCACUCGACACGCUGUCGCCGUCGAUGCUCUCACCAGGCCUAGCUAGGAACGGCACUGACUAGCAUACUAGCGUAGUGAUUUAGCAUAGCUUACGAUUCCGAUUCGAUUUUUUUUUAUUAUUAUGGAAUAAAGAUUGGGUCUAAAAGACCGGUGUGAAGAUCGGUGAUGAUGAGGAGGUUGUUUGUAUAUACGCUGUAGCUUUGGAGCCAGAAGAAUCCAGAGCGGCUGUUUGCUGCUUGACUCGAGUGAGACCUCGCAUCGCCGAUCGUUGAAAGCGUGAAAGAGUGAAAUACGGGCAGUUGAAUUCGAUGUAAGUCCGCUAACGGGAUGAAACGUUUAGCCACCGUGUCUGUUUUCCUUGCGUCUCCCCGCCUUCGCGAUCCGAUCGGGCAAAAAGAGCUUGACGUCGCACGAACGUUCCACAGGAUUAGAUGUAAAAUGUCGGCUCCCCGUGGAGUGUAAGCAGCCUAAAACCUCACGCAGCAAAACACACGCAUCGUUUUUUACCAGUCGAUGUCGUGCCCGUCGGUCUUAAUUAUCGAUAGACUAUUGAUACUUCGUCAAAGCCCUAAACAUUACUAACAGAUACGCGGCAUUAAACGUGACGCAGAAAUGAUGUGCAUUUGGUCCGUCUGUUCUUUUUUAUGGGCUACUGUAAAGGUAUACGAUACACAACGAUACAAAAAGAAAUCCGUGCACACGCUCGCACGAACCCACAGCUGCUCUAGCCAACGCUAGACUGUGAUUACCCUGUAACACAUCUACGAAGGUACGGUCUAGAUUAGCAGGAACUCCCGACGCGUUAUGUUAAUACGUUACCGUGAAUCACCGCGACGAGCCAACUGGCACACGAGCGGUUUUCCCUCCGAUGGGGUCACGUUAAAAAUAGCCUGACCUUAGUCGUGCACUGAAAAAACAAAUACAGCGUAAAAAGUUGGGCUCGAUGCCUUAACUGGGCAUCGUGCCAAAUCAGAUUGGCCGAUUGAUUCCUCUUCUUUUCUCACUUGUUAGGGUGUCACGUAAGACGGUCGGUGUCACGAACGAAAAUCUCUUUUUAGGUCCUCAUGGGUGCGCCACGAAGCCAUGACGGCUCAGCGGCCGUUACAGUUCUGAACAAACUACAUCGACUUGAUCAAAAAGAAAAAGGGGGGGAAAAAAAACAGACGCAUUACUGCAGUCGUACAAACAUGAGCUCAGAACGUGUGCAAUCGUGUGUCUUAAUGGAAAACCGCAGCCACAGCGCCAUGUCGUGUGCGUGUAGUGAGAAUAAAGACUAGGAGGAUGAUGACAAGGAUGAUGACUCUGGGUGGUGGGGGAGGGGGGAGGGGGGGGGGGGCUUGGCUGUUUGCACAAUGUUAAUUUAUAAUUGCUAAAAAUGUAGAUAUCUGUACAUCUUGCCUGAAAUGUAAUAUGCCUUACUUUUUUUUCUUUUUUCUUCUUUUUUGUUGCAUGUCUGUAAGUCCGUGUCUGUUGUGUGCACAAUGCAUGUGGGGUGUUUUGUACCUGUGUGGGCCUCCACAAGGGCAGGGUGCCAUUUCUUUUUUUUUUUUUUUUUUUUUUUUUUUUUAGAGCCAACCUUGGUGUUAGAUGUGUUCGGAAUAGCAUCUUUCUCGUGUGCUACUAAACAUUAAAAGAAACCAGUUUUUUUUUU